Molecule: messenger RNA, 306 nt
Organism: Aspergillus ibericus CBS 121593
Lineage: Eukaryota; Fungi; Ascomycota; Eurotiomycetes; Eurotiales; Aspergillaceae
Exons: 6
Coding region: 1-306 (101 amino acids)
Source: RefSeq, a predicted model, not a curated record
AUGAUACCCUCCCCAGCACAUCCGACGCAGACCUCUCCAGUAUUGUGUGUGGCUAUGCUCCUUGCGAGGUAUUUCAUCAUCAUGAGGCGCAUAGUCCUAGCUGGGAUGUUCUUGGUGAGGUCCGAAGACCCCACAGAGACCAUGGGGCAUAUUCCGGGGUACAGGAAUCUCCAAGACUGGAACACGGACCAGACCUCCUGCUUCCAGGCACAAUCAUCCAGACAUGCCUGGCGACCUAACCGGACAGCGGGCCUUGCGCGCCAAACUCAAGCUGGAAUUGAAGAUGAAGGCCGAGGUGGAGUUUAA